CGGGUCCAAACAAACAAAAAUAAACAAACACCGGGGUAUUGUUGUUGAUUUAUUAUUUAUUGAUAAAAUAAAGUGAAAUAAUGUCUUCCCUGAGUGGUUAUGAUAGCGAUGCCAUUGGAUUUGAGUCUGUAUCCCAGAGCAAAAGGCUAGAAACUAGCACAUCGACGCAAACUAGUGAGUAUGGGGAGUCUGGAGUCGGUUCGCAGACGAAUUUCACCAAAGAUUGUGGGUCUACCGCUUCUCCUAGUGACCUGAACGCUCAAGAAGACGUCUUGAAAGAGUAUCCCCCUCCUGGAUUAAACGCCUUCCUCAGAAAAGUCCUACCAGGCGUGCUGGAGCAACUAGAUCAGAAUGAUAGGGAGAUGCUGUAUAAUUCUUCAGAUUCUGAUGAAGAGGAGACGGUUACAGCUAAACUAUUCCAAGAAAUGAAGACUAAUAAAGACACCCCUGGCUUAGGAAGUGGAGACCAUCAGCUAGCGUCCAUCUUAUCUCUAUCCUGGAGCAGUGCAGGCAACUCUUUAGCUGUAUCGAUCGGGCAGACGCAGCAUGAGCGUUGGUGUGAACAUGAAGGCUUGAUCAGGGUCUACACAGUCCGCAGAACAGCCGGAGACAAGCUAGUCCACUCAAUUGAUAUCACUGAGAAGAACUGCGUCACAGUUGUCAAGUACCAUCCGUCUGUAGCCGCGCUGUUAGCAUACGCCACGAGUUCCGGCGAAGUCGUCCUAUGUAAUUUGAGGGAUUCUGGAAAUGUUAAUGAGGGGAUGCAGUUGACGUCCCCUGCUGGCUGUCACGGAGGCCGCAGCGUCUCUGCUUUACUCUGGGCUGAUGCAUCCUUAGCUCACAUGUUUUUGACCAUGCAAAUCCAGAAUACAGGAAAAAGGCGCGGCGCCUCCGAUCAGAUUCUGAUCUCCGCUGGGUCAGACGGCACCAUCAACGUUUGGCAAGUGAAUGCCAACCUGAAAAUAUUUGAAAACGUAGUGUCUUACGCCCUGAAUGGGUCUAAGAAGGUACCAGCGCCGGAUAUCAGUUGUUUCGACUUCAUAAAGAGUUAUCCACUGCGGCCGUCUGAGGAGAAGGUCGCUGAUGACGUGUUUGUGGUGGGCUCCAAGGCUGGAGGACUGUUGCUGUGCCGCGUGAAGACUGCUCAGCCGCUACUUGAGAGCAAGAUGGCGGAUCCGGUGUAUGACGUGCUGGACAGCCACGGGACCUGUGUUCUGGACGUGGCCUUCAGUCUGCAGAGACCUGGGAUCUUCGCGUCGGUGUCUAUCGACUCGGAGUUGAGGGUGUAUGAUAUCAACCAGGGAAGUCCUUUGAAGGUCAUCUGCCUAGACACACCAGUGUCCUGUAUGUCUUGGCUUCCAAACAACCCAUGCGUGCUCGUGCUAGGCCAGGCGCGAGCUGAGAAACAGCUGGUGCGGCUUCUAAACGUAUCUGGAGGACGCGCGGUGCCGGUUGAAGGGUUGACUGGUGCGGGGACGGUUACUGCUGUCGCUGUCAACCAGAGCGGGUGA
Messenger RNA from Ostrinia nubilalis (European corn borer), 1511 nucleotides. RefSeq lists its product as uncharacterized. The record is from RefSeq and is a predicted model, not a curated record. NCBI's taxonomy places the organism in Eukaryota, Metazoa, Arthropoda, Insecta, Lepidoptera, Crambidae. Bases 81 to 1511 code for a protein of 476 amino acids. The transcript is spliced from 3 exons. Gene Ontology annotation, cellular component: cytoplasmic dynein complex; ciliary plasm. Gene Ontology annotation, molecular function: dynein heavy chain binding; dynein light chain binding. Gene Ontology annotation, biological process: intraciliary transport.